AAGGAAACGAAGAUGGGGAGACAGUUAUUGUUGAAAAAGACCAUUUUAUGGAUGACUUCUUCCAACAGGUUGAGGAACUUAGAAAUAAUAUAGCAAAAAUAGCACAAAACGUGGAAGAAGUGAAGAAGCAGCACAGCAUUAUCCUGUCAGCACCAAAUCCUGAAGGAAGAACAAAGGAAGAACUUGAAGAAUUAAAUGAGGAAAUAAAGAAGAUUGCUAAUAAAAUCCGAGCCAGGUUAAAGGCUAUUGAACAGAGCUUUGAUCAGGGUGAAAAUGCAAAUCGGACAUCAGUGGACCUCAGGAUAAGAAAAACACAGCACUCUGUACUGGCCCACAAGUUUGUGGAGGUCAUGACGGAAUACAACGAGACCCAAACUCUUUUUCGAGAACGCAGCAAAGGUCGGAUACAGAGACAAUUAGAGAUAACUGGAAAGACCACCACGGAUGAGGAACUGGAAGAGAUGUUAGAGAGCGGCAAUCCUUCAAUUUUCACUUCAGAUAUUAUAUCAGACUCUCAAAUAACCAGGCAAGCUCUGAAUGAAAUCGAGUCACGUCACAAGGAUAUCAUGAAACUGGAGUCCAGCAUACGGGAACUACAUGAGAUGUUUAUGGACAUGGCAAUGUUUGUUGAGACUCAGGGUGAGAUGAUCAACAACAUAGAAAAGAACGUGAUGAAUGCAUCAGAUUACGUGGAACAUGCGAAAGAAGAGACAAAAAAGGCAGUUAGAUAUCAAAGUAAAGCACGAAGGAAAAUGUGGAUAAUUAUCAUUGUGUCAUUGGUGUUGAUUGCCAUAAUUGCUCUAAUUAUUGGUUUGUCUGUUGGUAUUCGGUGACGCGUGGAUAGCCGCAGCGUGCGUGACUUCCUGCCAAUGUGGCAAAAUUGAUGUUCAUAAUUAUAUGUGUAACCGUAUUGCUUCUGAUUCUUGGAAUUGUCCUAGCAACAACGCUGUCGUAGCGAGCGCGUUCCAAGAGCCGUGAGCCUUCGGAAACUCAAACCACAUCUUCAGUGAAACCAAACCUCGUCUGACAGGUGAUGCCUCACGCUGUUCCCCGAUGAUGACCCACCACUAAUGGUUAAAAUUAAAACAAAGAUCACUCUUAAUGUUUACUCACAAAUGAAUAUCAGAAUGUAUUAGGAUCCGUGUGGAUUUCCAUCAUGAACUA
Mesitornis unicolor (brown roatelo) is the source of this 1164-nucleotide messenger RNA. It is a transcript of the gene STX4, whose product is annotated as syntaxin 4. The record is from RefSeq and is a predicted model, not a curated record. Gene Ontology annotation, cellular component: SNARE complex; plasma membrane; synaptic vesicle. Bases 48 to 833 code for a protein of 261 amino acids. Gene Ontology annotation, biological process: synaptic vesicle fusion to presynaptic active zone membrane; intracellular protein transport; exocytosis. NCBI's taxonomy places the organism in Eukaryota, Metazoa, Chordata, Aves, Mesitornithiformes, Mesitornithidae. The transcript has 10 exons. Gene Ontology annotation, molecular function: SNAP receptor activity; SNARE binding.